AUGGCUGGUUCGACGGAGCCCCAGCACAAGCCGGGGCAGCAGCCUGAGCACCAGCCUGAGCGCGCUUCGGAACAACAUGACCACGCGCAGGAAACGUCGGCCUUUCCGCCGUUGCAAGACGCAGAUGCAUCAUCUCAAGCGCCUCAAUACCACCAACAGCAACAGUAUCGAGACACAGACGCACCAUCUCAUGCGCCUCAACACCAACACCAGCAGUACUCCGACGACUUUGACGAAAAGCGCUCACCCCCCUCGCUCGACACAUUCAACACCCUCGCCCCCGGUCCGGACUCGCACAGCAACGAGCCCUUUUCGCCCUCGGGCCAGCGCGCCGAGGACACGCGCCUCGGCGACGACCUCGAGCUGCUCCGCGCCGAGCGCUUCAUCUCUAAUCAGGAACAGGACGAGCUGGCGUCCAAGUCUAAAGGUCGGAGCCACCACCCCGAGCCGGAGGAUGCCUUUAACCAGUCCGCCCCCAAGGAGGAGACGGUCAAGCACAAGAACGAGAAUGCCGCCCUCUACAAGUUUUGGCUCUUUCUCAAAAAGUUCCCCCGCGGCGUCCGCUACCUGCUGUACCUGUUUCCCGGCGCCAUCCUGCUCCUCAUCCCCGUGCUUCUCGGCGGCCUGAGGUUCAACCGCGACGAGAAGCUCGUCGGCGGCCCUGGCGGCGUCCAGCUCCUGUGGUUCGGCAUCUGGCUCGAGAUUGUCUGGUGCUCGCUGUGGCUCUCCCGUCUCGUCACCAGCCUCUUGCCCCAUCUCCUGUACAGCCUCGCGCGCAUCGCCGGCUCGACCAACGCCAAAAAGUGGAGGGACAUUGGCCACCAGCUCGAGCUGCACAUGGCCCUCUUCCUCUGGUUCCUGGCCAUCCUCAUCUCCUUCAAGCCCACCAACAACGGCCACACGGGCACCGGCGAGGGCGGCGACGGCUGGACCGACGUCGUCUACAAGGUCAUCAUCGCCCUCUUCGUGCUGGCGACCCUCAACUUUGCCGAGAAGCUCUGCAUCCAGUGGAUCGCCACCACCUUCCACCAGCGCACCUACAGCACCCGCAUCGAGAACAACAAGUCGGACGUCCGCCAGCUCGUCCACCUCUUCUCCUUCGCCAAGGCCAACCUCGAGACCACCGACGCCUUCUGGCAGGGCAACACGGGCCCCAACACCAGCGGCGCGCAGACGCCCCUGCAGACGUUCCACGACAACGCCCGCCAGGUCCUCGGCAAGGUCGGCUACGUCGCCAACAAGGUCGGCAACGACUUCAUCGGCCGCAAAGUCAACGUCAACCAGCCGAAAAAGGUCGUCUCGGAGCUGCUGCGCAACACGGCUUCGGCCGCGACCCUCGCCCGUCUCAUCUACCGUAGCUUGGUGACGGAGGGGCGGGAUACGGUCUACCCCGACGACAUGAAGAAGGCCUUUGAGACGCAAGAGGAAAUCGAUGCCGCGUUUGGCGUCUUUGACAAGGACCUCAACGGCGACAUUUCGAUAGAAGAGUUUGAGGCCGUCUGCAACGAGAUUCACCUGGAGAAGAAGGCCAUUGCUGCGUCCCUCAAGGACCUGGACUCGGUCAUCCAGAAGCUCGACAAGGUCUUUUUGUUCAUCAUUGUCGUCAUCGCCGUCAUCGUCUUCGUCUCGAUCCUGUCGGGCUCCGCCGCCGCCGGCCUCGCGUCCGCCAGCACAUCGGUGCUCGGCCUCGCCUGGGUGCUGCAGGCGACGGCGCAAGAGUUCCUCCAGUCCAUCAUCUUCGUCUUCAUCAAGCACCCCUUUGACGUCGGCGACCGCGUCACCAUCUACGGCUCCACGGGCGACAAGAUGACGGGCGACGACUACUACGUGACGGAAAUCUCGCUGCUCUACACCGAGUUCAAGAAGAUGCAGGGGCACAUCGUGCAGGCGCCCAACUCGCUGCUCAACACCCUCUUCAUCCUGAACCAGCGCCGCUCCAACGGCCUCGCCGACGUCAUCCCGCUCGAGAUGCGCUUCGGCACGCCCGGCGAGCUCAUCGACGAGCUCAAGGCCCGCAUGCUCGACUUUUGCCAGCAGAACAAGCGCGACUACCAGCCCACCAUCAUCACCGAGAUGACGUCCCUGGACCAGGUCCGCUCGUGCCACAUGAACAUGAUUUUCAUGCACAAGAGCAACUUCCAGAACGAACUGCUCCGGCUCAACAGGCACAACCGGUUCGUCACGGAGCUCAUGUACCAGAUGACGUUGCUCGGCAUCCAGGGCCCCCUGCGUGUCGACCCCGGCGGCAGCCGCGAGUACCCCAUGUACUGGGCCGGCGCGCAGCCGCCCGUGCCGUCGCAGCCUCACCACGACGACUACGGCCCGCCGCCUGCGCCCUCGGCGCACAGGACCAUGUCGCGCCGGCGGGACAGCAUCCGCGGCCAGCGCCUCCCGACGACCAACGAGGAGGCCAUCCUCGGCUUCCAGGACGUCUUCGACAGCCGCAGGGAUCACCUCAUGGCGCAGCGCAUGGCGUCCAUCAAGGAGAAGGACCGGGCGCUCGAGCGGGAAAGCGACGCCGAGGGGCGCGCGUCGACGUCGGCCCUCGCGCCGAGCAUCUCCAAGAAUUCGAGGGAGUCGCAUACCCAGUCGACGCGCGCGCGCAUCUUUGGACGGGCGCGCAGCGGGACGAGGAGUCAGCAGGACGACACGAUUGUUUGA
Molecule: messenger RNA, 2661 nt
Organism: Purpureocillium lilacinum
Lineage: Eukaryota; Fungi; Ascomycota; Sordariomycetes; Hypocreales; Ophiocordycipitaceae
Biological process (GO): intracellular calcium ion homeostasis; calcium ion transmembrane transport
Cellular component (GO): membrane
Molecular function (GO): calcium channel activity; calcium ion binding
Source: RefSeq, a predicted model, not a curated record